UAUAUCACUCGUUCCUGAAUCAUGAUAGAAGGUACAGACCAUCACCUAUUUCCUACACUAUCAGUCUUGUCUCUAUGUGCAGAAGUACUUCUUACAUCUCGUAGUAAUUCCAAAAGAUGUUUAACGACUGGGUAACUAUGAGUGAUCUACAGUGUCCCUGUGCCAAAUCGAGCCUAGUCGGUGUACCUUGAAAGAGGGUUGCACGUGACAUCAGGCCUCAACGCUGAUCCACAGCGAUACCCCACAAAAUCUUCCUUAGUUCAUGCUCCCCCCACCCCCGCCAUCAUCCAAAGCACCACCACGACAAAGUACCCCACACAUACCGUCAUGUCAGGUCGCGCCGUCCGCAAAGCGCUCCGUCAGCGCGAAGCCGAGCUUCUGCAGGCUCGAACACCGACAGAGGAAGCGUCGGAAAGCGAGGAAGAGCCCGAGGCAGCACCCCCGAAACCGAGCUUGUUUGCACUCCUCAAAGAUGCGAACGAUGAUGACGAGGGGGAUAUAGACGAUGAUGAUGAGCAAGUAGAGUCGGAACCCCAGCCCGUAGAGCUUGCAUCGAAGAAGUCAAAGAAUAAGAAGAAGAAGAAGAAGAAGAAGGAUAAAGGGAAGGCACUCGCGACGGAGGAUACCGAAGCAGUAGACGAAGACGACAUUGACCGAGCUUUGCGAGAGCUAAACAUCAAGACUCAAGCUCACGACGCGUCCGCCCCUAUUGUGACAUCAUCAAAUGCGGCUCCGGGGCAGAUAUCGCUGUCGUCAGUAUUGAAGAUUGAUUCUCGGAACCUCGAUGCUGGAAAUGAGAUGAAGAGGCUGUUUGGGAGAAACGCGAUGCGGCCGGAUGACAACGAAGGGGAAACCCUCGGACGGCGACGGGAUCUUCGGAUGCGGUUACCUCCGGGCGUUGCGGGAGGGCGGGCGCUUACCAAAGGACGGAGAAAUACUUUCGUACAACCCAAAGACGAGUGGCCGAAGGCAGGGAGCGGGGGGUUGGGUAUGGAGAUUGACGACUCGGAUCCAGCGACAGGAGUGACAACAUACAAGUUUGUCCACAGCCGGUCAUAUCAGAGUGUGCAACAACAGUUCGUGAUGUGUGUUGCAGCUAUGGACCCCGAACGGAUGAAUGUGCUCCUUCAGCACAAUCCAUACCACAUCACAACGUUGCUACAAUGUUCCGAGAUCUUCCACCAUCAGCGGGACUUUACCGUUGCUGGCGACCUCCUCGAGCGCGCGCUCUUCUCCCUCGGGCGGUCUCUUCAUUCCUCAUUCCAACAAAAGCUUGCCGAAGGAUCCGCACGACUGUCAUUCCGUCGACCCGAGAACCGAGAACUCUUUCUCUGUGUCUGGCGUUACAUCACGAAUUUGUCUCAGCGCGGCACAUGGCGAACGGCAGAGGAGUUUGCACGACUACUGCUGGCCAUGGAUCCGGAGGGAGAUCCAUACGAGAUGUGCCUCAUCAUUGAUUUUCUUGCCCUGAAGGCCCGACAACCAGAGCGUUUUCUAGCACUUACAGAGCACCCAACCCUCCGCCGGAAGUAUGCCGAUCUCCCCAAUAUCGCGUUUUCCUCAGCCCUCGCCCAGCUCCAACUCGGUGAUGAGAGUCUUGCCACAGAAUACCUCUCGAAAGCGAUCACUAGAUUCCCUUGGAUCCCCACAAUGCUGUAUCAAGAGCUCGGGGUCAGCACUCAACUCCCACCAGCACUCUGGGGGGUCCCACCGCCCGAUGACAACCCUCGCCAACAGAUCCUUGCAAGUUUGUAUAUCGAACGCACUAAGGACCUCUGGAAGCAGCCCGCCUUCACCACAUUCCUAGUCAACACCUGUUCGACGAUCUACAACCUCCCCAAAACGCGGCUACUCGGCUCUUCGUCCCCAUCAGUAUCAAUGUCCCUAGCGCGGCACGUGAUGCUCACCGCCAUGCCGUCGCUGAUCACGCUCCUCCCCCGCGAGAUCACCUCACGGGAUACAUCCUCAUUCGACCCACUCCCGCCGGACGACGACCUCCUCAGCUACGAAGCAGAACCGCCCAACCUCGCUCCGAUGAUCCGGGAGACCGCCGGCGGCGGAAACGCGUUCUCGGCAUUUGUGAUGAGUAUCAUCCCCUGGUUCCGCGUCGGCGAGGACGGCGAGAUCGAUGGUAGACAGAUGAAUGAAACCGAGAGGGCCCAGUAUAGAGAUAUUCGCCAGCAGCUGGAGCAGGCGGGAUAUCCGGAUGAUGCGUUGCGCCGCAUGGGCGAUGAGGCGUAUGAGGUGCAGAGAAUCAUGCGCGAACAGCAGGAGGAUGGACAGGCGGAGGGGAGGGGACAGGUUGAGGGAGCGGGGCGGGCGGAGGAGGAAGAGACGUAG
This is a messenger RNA of Tricharina praecox, 2340 nucleotides long. Its product is annotated as transcriptional repressor TCF25-domain-containing protein. The transcript has 2 exons. The record is from RefSeq and is a predicted model, not a curated record. Gene Ontology annotation, biological process: ribosome-associated ubiquitin-dependent protein catabolic process; rescue of stalled cytosolic ribosome. The coding region runs from base 328 to 2340 and encodes 670 amino acids. Lineage: Eukaryota; Fungi; Ascomycota; Pezizomycetes; Pezizales; Pyronemataceae. Gene Ontology annotation, cellular component: RQC complex.